Molecule: messenger RNA, 945 nt
Organism: Ruditapes philippinarum (Manila clam)
Lineage: Eukaryota; Metazoa; Mollusca; Bivalvia; Venerida; Veneridae
Product: coiled-coil-helix-coiled-coil-helix domain-containing protein 2-like
Exons: 4
Coding region: 129-557 (142 amino acids)
Biological process (GO): mitochondrion organization
Cellular component (GO): nucleus; mitochondrion
Source: RefSeq, a predicted model, not a curated record
AUCAGAAAUCGUCCUACAUUUCUAGCAUUUUCCUCUUUCGCAGGUCAAACAGAAAGCUUACGAAACUUCAGCAAAUACACAGAGAAAUUUCGUUUCAAGUCAGAUUUUACUUCAAUCGUCAAUCAAAUAUGCCUAGACGUGGAAGAUCAGGUGGAAUGGGCAUGAGCCGUCCAGCACCGGCCCCAGCAAGACCAGCCCCAGCACCAGCCUCAAGACUUCCAGCUCGUGCUGCACCAAGUCAGCCACCUGUACCAGCAGGUGCCCAACCAAAACAGCCUGGUUUGAUGGCACAGAUGGCAGCUACUGCUGGAGGUGUUGCCAUUGGAUCUGCUGUGGGUCACACUAUUGGACAUGCAAUGACUGGCGGUGGAUCACAGCAGGCACCAGUUGAGCAAUAUCAGGCUCCUGCUGGCCAACAACAACAACAAUAUAGCAGCCCUUGCCAAUAUGAACUUGAUCAGUUUCUUGAAUGUUCUAAAAACCAAUCAGACUUAUCUAUGUGUUAUGGAUUUAAUGAAGCUCUGAAGGAGUGCAAAGUUCGAUUUGGUCAAGCAUGAGAUGGGAGUUGUUCCAAAAUAUUUAUGACUGUUACAUAGGCAGUGAUUUCAUCAGAAUAGGUGCAUUUGAAAUCAACAACAAAAGAUAAAACAAAUAUGUUUGUUUUUCGAACAUUUUCCUAUUUGGACAUUGCCAUUCUGUUGACUUGUCAUGCAUUUCAUUAAGUAAAAACACCUUUCUUUGUGCUGUUUGGAUUAGUUUUUUUCUUUUAAUGUUAUAAAUGCUAUUUCUUUUCUGGGAUUAAUUUGAACAUUAAUAAAUAACAUAGCUUAGAUAGUUUACUUGUAACUGAAGACAUUUGUUUAAUUGUUAAAUUACUUAAUUUUUAAAAGAGAGAGUUAUUUAUGAGUUGUACAGAUGAAAAUAAAAUGGAUUUUUAUCAUUAUA